Molecule: messenger RNA, 1568 nt
Organism: Pimephales promelas (fathead minnow)
Lineage: Eukaryota; Metazoa; Chordata; Actinopteri; Cypriniformes; Leuciscidae
Product: endoplasmic reticulum-Golgi intermediate compartment protein 2
Biological process (GO): endoplasmic reticulum to Golgi vesicle-mediated transport; retrograde vesicle-mediated transport, Golgi to endoplasmic reticulum
Cellular component (GO): endoplasmic reticulum; COPII-coated ER to Golgi transport vesicle; membrane
Source: RefSeq, a predicted model, not a curated record
UUCCACUAUGUGGCAGUGGUUGCAAAACAGCAUAUUUGAAUGGAAGUAAAUGGACGGUCCCACUGGAAAGUGUUUAAAGCCUGGUUUUAAAGGUGUUUGGGGAAAAGGACUACUGACAUUACUACAAUGAGAAGACUGAGCAGAAGAAAUACUAUCGAUAUAGUGAAAGAUAUAGAUGCCUUUCCUAAGGUUCCAGAGAGCUGUGUUGUAACAUCAGCUUUUGGAGGCACAGUGUCUCUGAUUGUUUUCAUCCUCAUGGCACUUCUGGCCAUAUCAGAGUAUCUUGUGUACCAGGACACAUGGAUGAAAUAUGAAUAUAAAGUAGACACAGAUUUUACCAGUAAAUUGAAGAUAAAAAUUGACAUCACAGUUGCCAUGAAAUGUGAAAAGGUGGGUGCAGAUGUGUUGGAUAUUGCUGGCAAUGUCAUUGCGUCAAAGGAACUGAAAUAUGAUCCUGUUAGCUUCGAGCCCUCUCCAAAGAGACAAAUGUGGUAUCAGAUUUUACAGCAGAUUCAAAACAAUCUAAGGGAGGAGCGUUCACUUCAAGACGUACUCUUUAAAUCAGCGUUGAAAGGAUACUUUUCUGACCCAGUUCCAGGAAAUGAUUCUGAAUCCGAACCCCAGAAUGCAUGUAGGAUACAUGGACAAAUCUAUGUGAGUAAAGUAGCAGGGAACUUCCAUAUCACACUAGGCAAACCAAUUGAAACUAUCAGAGGUCAUGCCCAUUUUGCUUCAUUAUUAAAAAAUGAAGCUGUAUAUAACUUCUCACAUCGAAUUGAUCAUUUGUCUUUUGGAAACGAUGUUCCUGGACACAUCAAUCCCCUUGAUGGCACAGAAAAAAUUGCAUUUGAGCAAAAUAUGCUGUUUCAGUAUUUUAUCACAGUUGUUCCCACCAAGCUGCACACAUCAAAUGUUUCAGUGGACAUGCACCAGUUUUCUGUUACAGAAAGGGAGAGGGUUGUAAUCCAGGAGAAAGGCAGCCAUGGUGUAUUUGGGAUCUUUGUUAAGUAUAAACUGAGUCCAUUAAUGGUGAGCGUGAGCGAGGAGCAUAUGCCUCUCUCUGUGUUUCUUGUGAGAUUGUGUGGCAUCAUUGGGGGAAUCUUUUCAACUUCAGACCUGCUUCACAGAUUGAUUGGGUAUUUUGUUGACAUCAUCUGCUGUCGUUUUAAACUUGGUGCAAAUCAGGAGGUCACCAAGGAGGUUCUCACUGAUUAGGACAGCCUGGAACAUUUACAGUAUUCGAUGGAGGCCUUUAUCCAAAGCGACAAAUGAGAAGCAUACGUCAGCCGUGGAUAGCAAAAACUAACACAGAUUAUUUUAUAGAGGCCUCCACCCAAAUGCAAUUUCAUAUGUUUAUAUACUUUUAUUUUUUUCAUAAUUUCAUAAUCAUUCUUUCAAUAAGUGGACAAAGUCAAGUUAAAAUCUCCCAUUGUUAAUUACUUUCUAAUGUUUGUCAGACAAUCUAAAAAUGCCAACUCUACCAUGAUUUUGUGUAUGCUAAGUAAUAAAUUAAAAGUGCAUGGAUAUGUUACAUUACACAUGUCAGAAUUAAAAUCUCUUUCAAAGAA